Messenger RNA from Monoraphidium neglectum, 552 nucleotides. RefSeq lists its product as hypothetical. The record is from RefSeq and is a predicted model, not a curated record. The transcript has 5 exons. The coding region runs from base 1 to 552 and encodes 183 amino acids. NCBI's taxonomy places the organism in Eukaryota, Viridiplantae, Chlorophyta, Chlorophyceae, Sphaeropleales, Selenastraceae.
AUGUGCUGUGCGGGUUCUUACGAGGACUGGCGCCCCGACGCGUCCCAAUUCCUGGCCAGCGACAAGGGCGCGCCGUUGAGCGGCUGGCCCGGGGAGUGGUGGCUUGACGUCAGGUCCUCCAACGUCAGGAGGAUCAUGCAGCAGCGCAUCGCCAUGUGCAAGUCCAAGGGCUUCGUUGCCGUCGACCCUGACAACGUGGACGGCUACACAAACCCCAACGGCGUGGGCCUCACUGCCGCCGACCAGCUGUCCUACAACACGUUCCUGGCCAACGAGGCGCAUGCGCAGGGCAUGGCCAUCGGUCUCAAGAAUGAUCUUGACCAGCUCACCCAGCUGACGCCCUACUUCGACUUCUUUGUGAACGAGCAGUGCAACCAGUACAGCGAGUGCGGGAUGUACGCCCCCAGCAAGGUGGCCGGCAAGCCCGUCUGGAACAUCGAGUACACCUCGACAAACUUCAACAAGGGCUGCCCUCAGCAGGCCACCAUGGGGAUGCGCACAAUCCUCAAGCUCAAGCCUCACGUUUUCGCCAUACACCGAGUGCUCAACUAA